Lacerta agilis (Sand lizard) is the source of this 8305-nucleotide messenger RNA. RefSeq names its product regulating synaptic membrane exocytosis 2 (gene RIMS2). Gene Ontology annotation, cellular component: presynaptic membrane; cytoskeleton of presynaptic active zone. Lineage: Eukaryota; Metazoa; Chordata; Lepidosauria; Squamata; Lacertidae. The record is from RefSeq and is a predicted model, not a curated record. Gene Ontology annotation, molecular function: small GTPase binding; transmembrane transporter binding. The transcript is spliced from 41 exons. Gene Ontology annotation, biological process: calcium ion-regulated exocytosis of neurotransmitter; regulation of synaptic plasticity; intracellular protein transport. The coding region runs from base 16 to 5349 and encodes 1777 amino acids.
UACGGAAGACCAAAGAUGAAGUCAGGGAAAUGCUGCCUGAAGAAUCCUGGCACCAUAUGGACACCACGGGUGAAAGAAGAACAAAAACCACAAGCGACACAGUGGUUUCCCUUUAGUGGGAUCACUGAGCUGGUAAAUAACGUUCUUCAGCCACAGCAAAAACAACAAAAUGAAAAGGAGCCCCAGACGAAAUUGCAUCAACAGUUUGAAAUGUAUAAAGAACAGGUGAAAAAGAUGGGUGAAGAAUCACAGCAACACCAGGAGCAGAAGGGUGAUGCUCCAACCUGUGGUAUCUGCCACAAAACGAAAUUUGCCGAUGGCUGUGGCCAUAAUUGUUCAUAUUGCCAAACUAAAUUCUGUGCACGUUGUGGAGGAAGAGUGUCGUUACGCUCAAACAAGGAGGAUAAAGUGGUAAUGUGGGUAUGUAACUCGUGCCGAAAACAACAAGAAAUCCUCACAAAAUCUGGAGCCUGGUUUUAUAAUAGUGGAACAAAUACACCACAGAAGCCUGAUCAAGAAGUUUUUAGAGGGCUGCGUAACGAAGAAGCACCUCAGGAGAAAAAAGCAAAGCUGCAAGAGCAAUCCAUAUCAGGGUUGGAACGAGGUAGAUCUCAAGGGCUCACAAGGCAAGACUCCAUAAACGGCUCAGGAGGGAAGGUAGCAGGUGACACGGCAGACAGAAAAAGAAGCCCAUCAAUAUCCAGAGAUCAGAACAGGAGGUUCAAUCAACAGGAGGAGAGAGACGACUACUCACAGUAUGCAACAUCAGACAGUGCAAUGCCAAGAUCACCAUCAGAUUAUACGGACAGACGGUCACAACAUGGAUCUCAGUUAUAUGAAGAACCUGAACUUGAUGACUACAGGGAUUCAAACAGGAGAAGUCGCAGGCGUUCGAGGGAAUAUCCUUUAGAGGAAGAUGAUGUGCAGAAUAGAGAGGAAUAUGAGAGGCAGCGGCGGGAAGAGGAGUACCAAGCACGAUACCGAAGUGAUCCUAAUUUGGCUCGUUAUCCCGUCAAACCACAACCAUAUGAGGAACAAAUGCGUAUUCAUGCUGAAGUGUCCCGCGCACGUCAUGAACGAAGGCACAGUGAUGUGUCUUUGGCAAAUACUGAAUUGGAAGAUUCCCGGUUAUCUAUGAUGAGAAUGGAACGGCCAUCACGGCAAAGGUCUGCAUCUGAACACAGAGCUGCCAUGGACCAAUGUUCAUAUUCAAUGGAAAGAACUCAGGGACCAAGUCCCAGUCGGCAAAGAAACACAAAUCACAGCCCUCCAACACCUAGGAGGAGUCCCAUUCCUUUUGAUAGGCCAGAUAUGAGGCGAACUGAUUCAUUAAGAAAACAGCAUCAUUUGGAUCCUAGCUCAGCUGUACGGAAAACAAAACGUGAAAAAAUGGAAACCAUGUUAAGAAAUGAUUCACUAAGUUCAGAUCAAUCUGAAUCAGUUAGGCCUCCACCACCAAAGCCUCAUAAAACAAAAAAAGGGGGUAAAAUGCGUCAGGUUUCACUGAGCAGCUCUGAGGAAGAGUUGGCCUCUACUCCAGAGUAUACCAGCUGUGACGAUGUAGAGAUUGAAAGUGAAAGUGUUAGUGAGAAAGUCUAUCAUUUUUUGGCAGGAGACAUGGAUUACAACUGGGACCAUACGUCUUGGCAUAGCAGUGAGGCAUCCCCAAUGUCUUUGCAUCCUGUAACCUGGCAACCAUCCAAAGAUGGAGACCGUUUAAUUGGUCGGAUUUUGUUAAACAAGCGACUAAAAGAUGGAAGUGUGCCUAGAGAUUCUGGAGCAAUGCUUGGAUUGAAGGUUGUAGGAGGAAAAAUGACUGAAUCAGGUCGGCUAUGUGCAUUUAUCACCAAAGUAAAAAAAGGAAGUUUAGCUGAUACAGUGGGACACCUUAGGCCAGGUGAUGAAGUGUUAGAAUGGAAUGGAAGGCUUUUACAAGGAGCCACCUUUGAAGAAGUGUACAACAUCAUUCUAGAAUCCAAACCAGAGCCACAAGUGGAACUUGUAGUUUCAAGGCCAAUUGGGGAUAUUCCCAGAAUACCUGACAGUACACAUGCACAGUUGGAGUCCAGUUCUAGUUCGUUUGAAUCUCAAAAAAUGGACCGGCCUUCUAUUUCGGUCACUUCUCCCAUGAGUCCAGGCAUGUUGAGGGAUGUUCCACAGUUCUUAUCUGGACAACUUUCAAGCCAAAGCCUUAGUAGAAGAACAGCGCCUUUUGUUCCUAGGGUUCAGAUAAAACUGUGGUAUGACAAGGUUGGUCACCAGUUGAUAGUCACAAUAUUGGGUGCAAAGGAUCUUCCUUCAAGGGAAGAUGGGAGGCCGAGGAAUCCCUAUGUUAAGAUUUACUUUCUUCCUGACAGAAGUGAUAAGAACAAAAGAAGAACAAAAACAGUAAAGAAAACUUUGGAGCCCAAAUGGAACCAAACAUUCAUUUAUUCUCCAGUUCAUCGGAGAGAAUUUCGAGAACGAAUGUUGGAAAUUACUCUUUGGGACCAAGCACGUGUUCGUGAGGAAGAAAGUGAAUUUUUAGGAGAGAUUCUAAUUGAAUUAGAAACAGCACUGCUGGAUGAUGAGCCUCAUUGGUACAAACUUCAGACACAUGAUGUCUCCUCCUUGCCACUUCCCCACCCUUCACCGUAUUUGCCACGCCGACAGCUUCAUGGAGAGAGUCCCACGCGAAGGUUGCAAAAUAAAGGCAUUUAUUCAUAUAAUUCAGGGUCCAAACGAAUAAGUGAUAGUGAAGUCUCAGAUUAUGACUGUGAUGAUGGAAUAGGAGUAGUGUCAGAUUACCGACAUAAUGGGCGAGAUCUUCAAAGCUCAACACUAUCAGUGCCAGAACAAGUGAUGUCAUCCAAUCACUGCUCUCGGUCAGGGUCCCCUCACCGUGGAGACAGUAUAGGAAGGACAAGAUCAUGGUCUCCCAGUGUCCCUCCUCUACAAAGUAGGAAUGUGGAACAGGGGUCUCGAGGGACCCGAUCUACUCCUGCACAUUACAAUACCACGAACCGAAUGGAUAGACAUCGAAUAAUGGAUGACCACAACUCCCCAGACAGAGAGAGUCCUUAUGUCAGUCUGCCUUGGUCUCAACACACACAGUCCAUUGACCACCAUCAUAGAAAUGCCAGCAAGGAUCACUCAAUGUAUCCUAUCUUUUGUGAAGAUGCAAUCAGAUUACUUCGAUCCCGUACGAUGUGCCGUACCUAUUCUGAGGGUGCUUACUAUGAAUUUGAGAGGAGGAAUAGAAAGGAGGGAAGAGUGCCUAUAACAUAUUAUGAUGACACUGAUAUUUCCCCUACUCCUGAAAGGUAUUACAAUGGUGCAAGUUCAUGGGCAGAUCAUGUAGUCAAUGGUUCAGCUGAAAACUAUGGCAAAAUUCCAAUAGCUAGUAGAAGAAUAGCAUGUCCAAGGAUUGAAAUCCAACAGCCUUCCACAGAUACUGACAGAAGUGAAACAGUGGAUGUAUUGGCAGAUCAAGCUUCCUGUUCAGAAAGUGAAUAUAUAGAUCCAGAAGAAAACAUGAGGAAUUGGGGACCUAGACUACCAUAUCAAAGAUCCAGAUCAACAGAACAGCGUCCUGUGGUAGAGCGGCCCAGCCCCCGCUCUCGAUCCACUGAGCGUCCUGACUCAAAUCUCAUGAGAUCGAUGCCUUCAUUAAUGACUGGAAGAUCUGCCCCUCCCUCACCUGCCUUAUCGAGGUCACAUGCUCGUAUGGGGUCUGUCCAAACAAGCCCAUCAGGUACUCCAGUAGCAGGACGCAGGGGUAGACAAUUGCCACAACUCCCACCCAAGGGAACACUGGAGAGAAAAGAAGUGGACUCAUCAAGGAGAAGAAACCCAGUGCCAGAGAAUGGGGAUGAAGGUGCUAUGGAUGUGGAAGAAAGAAAUCGCCAAAUGAAAAUGAACAAAUACAAACAGGUAGCAGGAUCAGACUCCAGGCUGGAGCAAGAUUAUCAUUCAAAGUAUCGACCAGGGCGGGACCCUCAACGAGGCUCUGACAAUGUUUCUAACAAGUCUUCAGACAGCGAUGUAAGCGACGUGUCAGCUGUAUCGAGGACCAGUAGCGCUUCCCGCUUCAGCAGCACUAGCUAUAUGUCUGUACAAUCAGAAAGACCAAGAGGGAACAAGAAAAUUAGAUCAAGUGAGGAAAGAAAAGAGGGAGGGGAGGGGGAGAUAUUCCCUGAGGAAGAGGAGGAGAAUCAGGAUCUUGAGAAAAAAGAGGAGGAGGAACAAGUUGAUGAAAAAGGGGAAGGGGAAGAGGUGACAGAGAACUGUGAUAAGGAGGAGAACAAAGAAGCAGAAGAGAAUGAAGGGACCCAAGAUGAGCAAACUGAGGAAGGGACAGAAACAAAAAAUAAAGAGGAUUUGCAAAGGCGAUACUCACAAGAUGAUCUCAGUGUCUUUACAUCCAAAAUGCAAAGCAGACAGAUGGGCACUUCAGGACAGAACAUAACUAAGAGCACCAGCAUCAGCGGGGAGAUGUACACACUAGAGAAGAACGAUGGCAGCCAAUCUGACACAGCAGUGGGCACUGUGGGUACAGGUGGCAAGAAGCGCCGCUCCAGCAUUGGUGCAAAGAUGGUUGCAAUCGUGGGCCUUUCGCGGAAAAGCAGAAGUACCUCACAGCUCAGCCAAACUGAAGCAGGUGGCAAAAAGUUAAAGAGCACAGUCCAGAGAAGCACAGAAACUGGGUUGGCUGUGGAGAUGAGAAACUGGAUGACACGUCAAGCCAGCCGGGAAUCCACAGACGGCAGCAUGAACAGUUACAGCUCAGAGGGGAAUUUGAUUUUUCCUGGUGUGCGAUUGGCUGCAGACAGCCAGUUCAGUGACUUUCUGGAUGGACUUGGCCCUGCACAGCUUGUUGGUCGCCAAACACUGGCAACUCCAGCAAUGGGUGAUAUCCAGCUCGGAAUGGUGGACAAAAAGGGACAGUUGGAGGUGGAAAUAAUACGAGCCCGAGGCCUUGUUGUAAAACCAGGUUCAAAGACACUGCCAGCACCAUAUGUAAAGGUGUAUCUAUUAGAAAAUGGAGUCUGUAUAGCCAAAAAGAAAACAAAGGUGGCAAGAAAAACGCUGGAACCUCUUUACCAGCAGCUGUUGUCAUUUGAAGAAAGUCCCCAAGGGAAAGUUUUACAGAUUAUCGUGUGGGGAGACUAUGGACGCAUGGAUCACAAAUCCUUUAUGGGAGUGGCACAGAUACUUUUAGACGAACUGGAAUUGUCCAAUAUGGUGAUUGGCUGGUUCAAACUUUUCCCCCCUUCAUCCCUAGUAGAUCCAACUUUAGCCCCUCUUACAAGAAGGGCUUCCCAGUCGUCUCUUGAAAGUUCAACAGGACCUUCUUAUGCUCGUUCAUAGCAGCUGUGAAACUGUUGUCAUAGCAACCAGCGUUACAAAAAAAAAUUAACAGGUCGCAAACCCUGGUAACACUGCAUGCUUAAUGUUGUGUCUUCAGAGCCUGUUUCUAGGGCUAUAAAAGCGAUCCUGUGUUCUCAGAGGAAGUUGCACACAUUGUGCUCUAAAGGAAGUCCUCAGGUGAAGGAGUGGAGCUGGAAAAAACUGAAUGGUUUGGAGUUCAGUGACACUCAAGUUUUGGUCCAAUCUGAAGCCAUGGAUUAAAUUACAAGAACCGAGCUGUCUCAUGCAACAAGAAUCCCUUUCAAUGCCACAUCUAUUUUCUUGCUCCCUUUUCUUUAUCUCUGCCCCCUGUCCUCGUCCCCACCCAAGCCUGGUUAUGCCACAGAAAUAUGGAGCUACCCAAAGAAGCUGUGCCACAAUCGGAAGGAGGGAAGAAAAGAGCCAUGAAAGGAACGCCAGCUGUCAUAGCAGUUAUUUGCAGCAGAGGAACCUUGCCUUAUCAGAAAGGUUGAAGUCUUACAGUGGCAGGCUUCAUAACUCCAGCUGCUGCUGCUGGAGUCAACUCCAGUGUGUGGACUCUGAAAAAUAAAAUUCUGUGGCUAUACUGUACUGUAUGAAAUUAAAGAAACUUUUUUGCAUGGACACAGAUUAUGCUGAACACUUAAAUUAUUUUCUUGGGGCUGCAACUUGCAAAAAAAAAAAAAGAAUAAAUCAGCCAUUUUCAACAAUUUAUAUUAUUUUUAAAAAUAAAUUUCACUAGUGCAUGGUUUUAAAAGGGAGAGAAUGCAACAGGGUGGUAAGACACACCAAGUUUAUCAUUCUUUAAACCAAUCAUGGUCUGUGUUUUGGCAGACAUAAAUGAAAAAUAAAUAAUUUCUAGCAAAUAUUUAAAAUUACGUUUAUGUGACAAGAAAUAAGUGUAAUAUAUUAAAUUUAUUUAAAUGUAAAAGGUACAAGCCUUGUAAAGUUCAACGAUAUGUGCAAAUUGUAUACUUCUUUUCCCCUUCUUGUCUACACCUCUCUCCUUUUGCUCUCUCAUUCCCUUCUUACCUCCCAGGAUGAUCAUUAUACUCUGAAACCGCUACUUUUUGACUUAACUACUCUCAUGCCCCACAUUUGGUUCAGAGUUGCAGAUGAUUCUGCAUUUCUGAAAUCUUUGAGAGGAAAAGAAUAUUGUUUAAGAACUUUUUUCAAGCAUGUUGAAAAGAAUUUUGCAACAUGGCUUGGGGAGUACAUUACAAUAAUUCAGCAUGUAUUUGAUAAAAAAUUUGAACUUUUUGCAGUUUAUUGUACAGUGCAUGGAAACUUAUUUUUUUUUGUCACCUUCAAAUUAAAUUCUACAGCAAAAUACUGGAAUCAUGUGGCCAUUUGUAAAAUGUCUUCAAUAAAUUUGUUUUCAGCACCAGCAUCAUUCAUUCAAAGGUUGAACUAUCAUUUCUGGAUGGUCUUAAAGAAAUACAAGAUGUUAGUCUUGCUAAAUAUCAGCAUCUUAUAAUUUGCACUGAGCCAAACAAAUUAUUACCCAUUUAGGGUCACAGUAAAUAGCAAAUAAGCUGUUCUCUUCAGUUUUUAUAAACUAUGUGAUGGCAAAUCAGUGAAUAUCAGCCUGACAUUAAAAGUCACAAUUCAAACUGCAACCCUGCAUCUGUCUUUCAAUUCGUGGUAUUUACAUGCCCUGAGUGAUGGCAGGAUUUCACCUGCUGAUUUUUAAACGCCUUAAAUAAAGUACAUGCAAUUUACUAAUUUUUUGACACCAUCACCAAGAGCCUAAAUGCAGAUACCACAGGUAUUUGAAGAAACAUACACACCUGUCUCCUAUGUAUCAGAUAAUUUAGUACCACUGGAAGGAGGGGUGGAAAGGUAGGGGGUAUUCUAAGUCCAGAUCUCUCAUUAUAUCCUGAUGAAAGGGAAUGUAACUUGUUAAUGUUCAAGUCCAUCAUCCUUUUCUCUGUGUCUUUAGAUGCCUUUAAUACAUACCUAUUGUUUAAUGUCUAUGUGUUGCAAUAAUAUUUGAAUAUACACUGUUUAAAUUAAGGCCAUGCACACAAGUACUCUGAUUUUGUAUGAAAAAUCUGUAGUGUUAUCCCAAAAUGUACAUGCAUCACAGGAUGGCAAAAGUUAAAAAAAAAUAGGUGUCCCUUCUAAGGCCUUUUCUUUUAUAUGGUACAAUUUGACAUAUAUCAGAAUUAUGGGCACAGUCCAUCACGUACAUUCAUGAACCAUGCGCAAGCACCAUGGACACGGAUGCUAAAAUGCCUGGUGAUUUGCACACAUGCAGCGAUUUAGAAUUCCCUCCGUAUACCGCGGGGGGGGGGGGGACUCUGGUAUGGAGCUGCUUCUCUUCUGAAAUGAAGGGAGAAGCACUCGCUGAUGGGAUUUUCAUGCAUCCACAAGAAAUUACUAGAGUGGAAUGACUUCUCCCCCACCAAACUUACAUGUAUUACGUUAAAGAAGAUUGGUAAAAUUUUGGUGAUUAAAUUAUUUCAUUCACCUGUAUAUGGCAACCCAUGAAUGCUACAGACAUACCUUUGCAUUAUCCCUUAGGAGUAAAACCAUUUUUUAAAGACUUAUGACUCUCUUCCUGAUACUGUGACAUGCAGUCAAUGCAUUCUUUUAUGCAUAUUCCUAUUAUUAAAUUAUUUCUAUUUGAGACAAGAAGGACAUGACCGUAUGGAAAGUCUGUACAUACCUGGUCAUUAUGCAGUAUUUAUUUUAAAAGUUGAUUGUAUUUUUUUAAGAUAUUCACAUGUCUGCAACUCUACUUAUAAUUUAGUCAUGUAAAUAGCACUCUUCCAGUGACCACAGCUGUCUUGUACAUACUCUGUUUUAAAAGUAAAGGGAAUUGACAUUGGGGGAGAAAAGGGCAGAUUAGGCCUGUUAAUGAACACCAACUAAUGUAAAUCAAAUUCAUUCUGGUGAUGGUAUUUAACACUUUAAAUAAAACAUUUUCUUUACA